GAGAGGCUGAUUUGGUACAAGUACAUGUAGACUCUUUGAUAGAUGCAGGUAUACAAGCAUCAGAUAUAGCUGUUAUCGCACCAUAUAACCUACAGGUGGAUUUAUUGCGUCUCAGAUUGUCUAAUAAGUAUCCAAAUCUAGAGAUUAAAAGUGUUGAUGGAUUUCAAGGAAGAGAAAAAGAAGCUGUGGUUAUUUCCUUGGUUAGGUCAAAUGAUAAAGGAGAAGUAGGUUUCCUUGCUGAAGACAGGCGUAUCAAUGUGGCAAUUACUCGGGCCAGAAGACACUUAGCUGUAAUUUGUGACUCAGAGACUGUCAGUCAUCAUGAAUUCCUCAAGAGUUUGGUUGAUUACAUGAUGGAAAAUGGAGACGUGAGAACUGCAUACCAAUAUAUAGAAAAAGGCCAAGUUGGUAGUCGGUUUUAUCAACCAAAAAUUCAAUUUCCCAAAACUAAAGAAAAGAGAAAACAGUCUGAUGACAGACAGGCAAGACCAAAUGAAAGAAAAUGUGAACAAAGGAAACAGAUUUCAGAGAAACAGACCAAUGUGACUGCCGAGAGGGAGUCUACAAUUCAGCGUGAGAUUGAUGAUUUUCUGCACAAUUUAAAAGAGUCUGAGUUAUCUUUCCCCAACACCUUGAAUUCUUAUGAAAGAUUCAUUGUACACGAGGUUGCAGAAAAACUUGGACUGUUCCAUUGCAGCAGAGGAGAAGGAUCGGAACGGUAUAUAAUGAUCUCAAAAUCGCAUCUUUCCAAAGAUGAUAACAGUGCUAAUGUUAAUGAGAAUGAGGUGCAGAUGAAUCAUUUACUUGUGGAGGAGAAAGAUGCAAAGGAGAAGAAAGAUAGGAAAGAAAAUCAUCAAGAGAGGGAACAAAACGGUUCAAACAAAGAUGCACAGAGAAAUGAGAACAAAUCUAAGAAGCCAACACUGGAUCUGUCACCGGAUUUAUUUCGAUGUCAAAUGUGCAAGAACAUGAUUCCGAAAAUCAACCGGCUUUUACAUGAGAUUAAUUGUGAACGUAAAUACGAGUUAUCAACUCGUACAUCAGUAUUGGAGUCAGCAAACAAAAUGACGAGAAAAAAAAAGAAACCGAUCGAGAGUAAAAGGGAUAUCGAAGAUGAGGACUUUGAUUCAAUGAUUGCGAGAGUUGUCAAAGCCGACAACACUUGUACAUUUGUGUCAUGUAAAACACCUAUUAGGACGCUAGGUCAGACAUGUGUAUUCUGCAUGAACAAAUUCUGUCUUUCUCAUUCAUUGCCUGAGAUUCAUGGAUGCAGCCAUCAGGCUAAAAAACAUGCUAAACAAAAACUGAUGAAACAACAAAGUCAACCGAGUGCACAGGUUACCCGUGAGAAACCGUUAGAUUCUGCAAAAAGAGCAAAUUUGCAGAGGAAGAUGGAUAAAAAGCUGAAUGAACUUUCUGAUAAAAGACGAGCAAAGCCAAGCAAGAAAUAAAUUGAGUGUAGUGUGAAAGUUCCAAUAAACUUGCAAUAU
Messenger RNA from Saccoglossus kowalevskii, 1490 nucleotides. Its product is annotated as DNA-binding protein SMUBP-2-like. The record is from RefSeq and is a predicted model, not a curated record. NCBI's taxonomy places the organism in Eukaryota, Metazoa, Hemichordata, Enteropneusta, Harrimaniidae. Gene Ontology annotation, molecular function: DNA binding; zinc ion binding; ATP binding. Gene Ontology annotation, cellular component: cytoplasm; nucleus.